CAGUUUUGCAGAUCAGGAAACUGAGGCACAGGUAGAAAGUGCAGGAGUGAAGGCCGGAACCCAACCCUCUCUGUUAACUACUUGCUAGUUUUAAUUACCUUGAUAAGUUAGUAAGGACCAACUUCCCAAACAAAUCAGAGAUGCUCUCACAUUUUGUUGGUGCAUCCUGAAGGACUUUUGUUUGUUUAGCUAACUACCUUUCUAAUAGUAAAGUCCAUGGUUAUGUCCAGUUGGUCCCAAGAUUUGGAGCCAAACCAUGUUGGGCUCUUUGUUCUACUUCUUACUCCAAGUCACCUGGGGCAAUUGCUUAAACUUCCCAGAGCCACAGUUUGCUCUCCUGUAAAAUAUUCACAAUGAUGUUAUAAUAGCUACUCUAUCAGGCCCUUAUAUAAAAUCAGAGUCAUUUUGCCUUUUAAAAACCCUCAGAGUCCCAGAGAGGCCCCCAUUAAACUCCAUGUACUUAUUUGCAAAUUUUUAUUUUGUUUUUUGUUUUGUUGUGUGUGUUUUGUGUUUUUGUUAUGUGUUGUUGUUUUGUUUUUUAGUUUUCCCCUAUGUGUACCAGAAUCAGUGCUGCAUGGUUUGAACGUGAUAGGACUGACUUUACAAAUGAAACAUUUCUGUCACACCUGCCAAGAAGUAUGAUUUGAAUGAAACUUUAACUUAUACACAUUAUCACAUAUUUUUUAACCUGAGUUCUCAGCUGUCUGCAGUUAUUCCUUACCCUCUAGGGUUGUAUGACCCUGAAGGGGGGAUAAAAUCUGCGGGUUUUAGGUACUGUAUAAUCAGACCUAUGAAAUCACUUGUGCUGGCAGCCCCAAAGCGACCAUAAACCAGGGACUUUGUUAUCAUGCAGCAGAAGAGCAAAUUGUUUCUCCAAGCUUUGAAGUAUAGUAUUCCUCACCUUGGGAAAUGCAUGCAGAAACAGCACUUGAGUCACUGUAACUUCGCUGGUCAUUAUUACAGUAGAAUAAAGUUGAAAAAAUAUCACCUAACCAAGUGUCUGCAGAAUAAGCCCAAGAUAUCAGAGUUAGCAAGAAACAUCCCAAGUCGGAGCUUCUCAUCGAAGGAUAGUCCGCCUACUAAACAAGGAAACGAAAAACCCCUUACAGAAAACAUGGAUGCUUUUGAAAAAGUGAGAACAAGAUUAGAAACACAGCCACAAGAAGAAUAUGAAAUCAUCAAUCCAGAGAUUAAACAUGGAGAUUUUGUUUACUACCAAGAAGGUUGCUGCUUGGUGCGUUCAAAAGAUGAAGAAGCAGACAGUGAUAAUUACGAGGUAUUGUUCAAUUUGGAGGAACUUAAAUUAGACCAGCCUUUCAUUGAUUGUAUCAGAGUUGCUCCUGAUGAGAAAUAUGUAGCUGCCAAGAUAAGAACGGAAGAUUCUGAAGCAUCUACUUGUAUAGUUGUGAAGCUCAGUGAUCAGCCUGUCAUGGUAGCUUCUUUCCCCAAUGUGUCCAGUUUUGAAUGGGUAAAGGAUGAAGAAUAUGAAGAUGUUUUAUUCUAUACCUUCCAAAGGAAUCUUCGCUGUCAUGAUGUGUAUCGAGCCACUUUUGGUGAAAACAAACGUAAUGAACGUUUUUACACAGAAAAAGACCCAAGCUUUUUUGUUUACCUUUAUCUUACAAAAGACAGUCGUUUCCUCACCAUGAAUAUCAUGAGCAAGACCACUUCUGAAGUGUGGUUGAUAGAUGGCCUAAGUCCUUGGGAUCCACCUGUACUUAUCCAGAAGCGAAUACAUGGGGUCCUUUACUACGUUGAACACAGAGAUGAUGAACUAUACAUUCUCACUAAUGUUGGCGAGCCUACAGAAUUCAAGCUAAUGAGAACAGCAGCUGAUACACCUGCUAUAAUGAAUUGGGACUUAUUUUUCACAAUGAAGAGAAAUACCAAAGUCAUAGACUUGGACAUGUUUAAGGAUCACUGUGUUCUCUUCCUGAAGCACAGCAAUCUGCUUUAUGUUAAUGUGAUUGGUCUGGCUGAUGACUCAGUUCGGUCUCUGAAGCUCCCUCCUUGGGCCUGUGGAUUCAUAAUGGAUUCAAAUUCAGACCCAAAGAACUGUCCCUUUCAGCUUUGCUCUCCAAUACGUCCUCCAAAAUAUUACAUAUAUAAGUUCGCAGAAGGCAAACUGUUUGAGGAAACUGGACAUGAAGACCCAAUCACAAAGACUAGUCGUGUUUUACGUGUAGAAGCCAAAAGCAAGGAUGGAAGAUUAGUGCCAAUGACUAUCUUCCACAAAACAGAUUCUGAGGACUUGCAGAAAAAACCUCUCCUGGUCCAUGUGUAUGGAGCUUAUGGCAUGGACUUGAAAAUGAAUUUCAGGCCUGAAAGGAGGGCGCUGGUGGACGAUGGAUGGAUAUUAGCAUAUUGCCAUGUUCGGGGUGGUGGUGAGUUAGGCCUCCACUGGCACACUGAUGGCCGGCUAACUAAAAAACUCAAUGGCCUUGCUGACUUAGAGGCUUGCAUUAAGACGCUUCAUGACCAAGGCUUUUCUCAGCCAAGUCUAACAACCCUGACUGCUUUCAGUGCUGGAGGGGUGCUUGUGGGAGCGUUGUGUAACUCUAAGCCAGAGCUCCUGAGAGCUGUGACUAUGGAGGCACCUUUCUUGGAUGUUCUCAACACCAUGAUGGAUACUACACUUCCUCUGACAUUAGAAGAAUUAGAAGAAUGGGGGAAUCCUUCAUCUGAUCAAAAACAUAGGAGCUACAUAAAAAGUUACUGCCCAUAUCAAAAUAUUAAACCUCAGCAUUAUCCUUCAGUUCACAUCACAGCUUAUGAAAAUGAUGAACGGGUACCUCUGAAAGGAAUUGUAAACUACACUGAGAAACUCAAAGAAGCCGUUAUGAAGCACGCUAAGGACAAUGGUGAAGGCUAUCAGGCCCCCAAUAUUAUUUUAGACAUUCAGCCUGGAGGCAAUCAUGUGAUUGAGGAUUCUCACAAAAAGAUUACAGCCCAGAUUAAAUUCCUGUAUGAGGAACUUGGACUUGACAGCACUGGUGUUUUCGAGACUCUUAAGAAAUAUGUAAGAUUCUGAAAUUCUGUGGAAAUUGGAAAUACAUGGAAGUAUUUCCUAGUUUUAUUUGCAGUUGGGUUAGCAAAAGUGAGAUAUUUAUAAGUAAAUGAAUAGUUUAUUAAAAUUUGCUUCUCCUAAUUUUGUUCAGUGUAUACAUCUCACACUGUUCUCUCCUUGGUGUAUAUGCCCCUUACCUAGGAAAAUAGAUUUCUAAUCAGAGGAUGUGGAGAGGGGGGUAAGGAAGAGUUGGUGGCAGUAGAGCACUCCCCUCUCCCCAUCAAAACAGCUUUGUGUUUGUUUUACUAAAAUUUCAUUUGAACAGUUUGCAAAUCAAGGUCCUGCCUCUAUGCUAGUGAACAUUUUUAGACACUUUAGUGGUAAGUCAUGCUCCAGUUUCUGUGCCUGUAUUUUGUGGAAUGAGAACAUUCUUCACAUUAAAAUGAAUUAGAUCUUUGUAAUAAUCUGGGGUCCUGAGGUGUUCUGAUGAUCUCUAUUGAUGCCUUGUCAAAAAGUUACAAGUUCCUGCAUGUGAUAAUUUUAUUUUAAACAUUAUUCUUUAAAAACAUUGAGAACCUUUCCUAAAGCAGUUACAUUCAAGCUGCAGAUAUAUUUAAGAAUUAAUGAUUGUCUGUAAAGUUUGCCCAGCAGUGUACUGUACACUAAGUUACCGCAAAUGCUGAGAGUAGAACGGAAAGCCAGUGUCUUCACCUCCUCCGCAGAGAUGUCUAGCAAAGGCUGUGCAGGAUGUUUAACACACUGGAGUAGCACGCCCGGCUGGAAACAAAACAUCUGUCCCUGGCGUCUGCUUGCUGAUGCAGGAGAGUCUUUGUAUUGUAUUCAAAGAUGAAUCCUUCUCCCUUGCCCAGUGCAAUGGCUUGCGUGUCAACUUCACUUCCUUUCUUGGUGGAAUUGGUACUUAACUUUAUCCUCACUGUUGUGGGAAUGUUUGAAAUAAUUUCCUUUAGAUUUAGCAGUGAUGAUUCUCCAAAAUUCAGAACCACCAGGAAGACUCUGUCUAUGCCAUUCAUUUCUCUUGUGUACACGACAUGGUGGCUGUCUGUCCUCAAAUAGCAAAACCAGCCCCUGUUGAGGAGCAGCUCAUUGGCAUGCAGCAAACUCAGUUCUUGAUAUAACGUUAAUGCUGAUCUGGGCUGAGCCUUUUGGACCUGUUUUUUUAAAAAAGUAUUAGGAUAAAUGUUUGAUUCUAAUUUUUU
Molecule: messenger RNA, 4224 nt
Organism: Pipistrellus kuhlii (Kuhl's pipistrelle)
Lineage: Eukaryota; Metazoa; Chordata; Mammalia; Chiroptera; Vespertilionidae
Gene: PREPL
Product: prolyl endopeptidase like
Exons: 14
Coding region: 848-3031 (727 amino acids)
Biological process (GO): proteolysis
Cellular component (GO): Golgi apparatus; cytoskeleton
Molecular function (GO): serine-type endopeptidase activity
Source: RefSeq, a predicted model, not a curated record